AUGAAGUGCGUGCACGAAGACAACAUUGACCACAGUGCCAGCAGUAAGAAGAAAAAAUACGACCAGAAAUUCUUAAAUGCCUGGCUAGCUGAUCCUGAGUUCAAAGACUGGCUUGAAAAGCGACAUGAAGUGCCUUACUGCAAGCUUUGCGAGUGUAAGUUAUCUUGUGCAAAGACCGCACUGAAACGGCACAAAGAAAAUAAAAAACACAAAGACCUGUGCAAGAUUCAACUUCAAGCAAGCUCGCCAAUAACUUCAUUAUUAGGAUCACAAGUGAAGCCUGCAGCACGAAUUGAAAUAAAACUUUGUUCCUUCAUCGCAGAAAAAAACUUCCCGAUUAGCAUCGUAGAAGAUUUAGUGCCACUUCUUCGAGAUCUUUUCCCUUCUGAUCAGGCACUUCGCGAAGUGAUGUUAGGGAAACAAAAAGCCACAAAUGUGAUCCGCCAAGUUCCGGGAUUUUAUUCUAUCCAAGAAUGUGUGGCCAAGCUAAAAGCAAAUUUGUUUUCACUAAUCAUCGAUGAGACAACAGACAUCUCAACAACGUCGCAGCUUGCUGUACUUGGAGUCUAUUUCAACGAAAAGGAUUUUAGACUCGAGAUUAUUUUGAUUGACUUGAUACCUCUGAAAGAUGGGAGGGCUACCACCAUUUAUACAAGUCUAUUAAAAAGCCUGCGAGAAAGAGGAAUUCCAAUGCAUAAUGUUAUUGGUUUCUGUGCAGAUACCUGUAAUGUUAUGUUUGGAGCCAAUCACUCUGUUUCCCAGCUCCUGGUUAAAGACCACCCAUGGAUUAUAGCUGUCAAGUGCUCUUGUCAUUUGAUUCACCUCUGCAGUUCAUACGCCUCAAAGACCCUUCCGAAAUCAGUUGAGGACCUGUGUAGAAAUAUAUUUUCUCACUUUAGUCUCUCAAGCAAAAGAUGUGAGUCCUUUAAGGAAUUCCAACAGUUUGUCGAGUUGAAGGAGCUAAGAAUCUUGCGCCCAGGUGAGUGUGUAUAACGCUAUUCCGAAAGCAUUGGAAUUUUGCUGCAUAUUGGAAUUUUGUAUAUAUAUUUUCUCUUAUUUAUUUUUUAAACUAUAGGUCAUACUAGAUGGCUGUCAAUGAAAUCAUGUGUCAAGAGAAUUCUUGAGAAUUAUAAUGCAUUGAAGCUGUACUUCACUACUGUGGCAUUUGAAGAUGCUACGCACACCAAUGAUGCCAUCCUUGCAAGCUUGAACAACAAGUUUACCGAAGCGUAUCUUGAAUUUAUGGAUUUUAAUUUGGGUAGAUUUGUUUCAUUCAACUUACUGUUCCAAAGUGAGAUGCCGCAACUCCAUCUGCUGAGGUCAGAGGUAGAAAAAUUAAUCAAGGCUCUCUGUCUUGAUUUUAUGAAAGUAGAAUAUGUUAGAGCCACAGAAGCUUUCAAGAUUGAUCCCUCCCUAAAGGACAAACAGCUGCCUGUAAAUGAAGUGUAUAUUGGGGUCUUGGCAUCAGAUACCAUGAAUGAUAUUAAGGAAGAAAAUAAUCCAGACAUUCUACUUUUUUACUCCCAGUGCAGAGAGUUUUUGAUUGAAGCUGUGAAGCAGAUCCAAGCACGUUUUGUUGAUUGCGAAAAACUGGACAUCAUGUCUUGUCUCUCGCCUACUGUUGCAUUCAAUUUGAAGAUGUCUUCUUUUAGUGGACUGUAUCAGAAAAUGCCUUUCCUUGCUCAAGUUGCUGACCUUCAAAAAGUGGAUCAGGAAUGGAGAGAGCAUUCAUUAAAUCCAAACCUGAAUGAAAGUCUCAGUGCUGACGAAUACUGGCAAGUGGUUUUUAAGGAGAAGAGAACACCAGAUGAACUUGCUGCACCAAAUUUGGUUAAAGUGGUGAAAGUUCUACUGUCCUUGCCUUUUUCGAAUGCUGCCGUUGAACGAGUGUUCAGUCAGUUGAAAUUGGUUAAGACAGACCAUAGAGCUAAUCUAAAGCAAGAAAGUUUGCUUGGUCUUUUAACAACGAAGAUGACUCUCUUGAAAUCUGUUCCUUCCGAUGUGUCUCAAACUGUAAAGCUCGAGCCAACAAAGGAGAUGUUAAAUCUCUACAAGGAAAUGAAGUCAAAUGCGGACAAUGACGAGGUUACUGAACUGCGGAAGACCUUCAUAGAGAAACUUAACAUUUAA
Molecule: messenger RNA, 2130 nt
Organism: Paramuricea clavata
Lineage: Eukaryota; Metazoa; Cnidaria; Anthozoa; Malacalcyonacea; Plexauridae
Source: the annotation of a GenBank genome assembly